This is a messenger RNA of Rana temporaria (common frog), 1230 nucleotides long. RefSeq names its product general transcription factor II-I repeat domain-containing protein 2-like. Bases 183 to 1061 code for a protein of 292 amino acids. NCBI's taxonomy places the organism in Eukaryota, Metazoa, Chordata, Amphibia, Anura, Ranidae. The record is from RefSeq and is a predicted model, not a curated record. The transcript has a single exon.
UGUACUUAGUGCAGUCCUGACCCAUGCACUGUGUACUUAGUGCAUGCUGGUCUGCACCUGCCCUUUACAGCACUGCAAUGGUUACAUACCAUGACAGGUGGCGCAGUAAACUUUGGAUAUACUGACCAAUUCCAUGUCACUUUACAGAGGUAUAGGGACCAUAAACUACAAUCAACCCCAAAAUGUCCAAGAAAAGAAAAGUUGAUGCAGAGGGAAGGCAAUUUCAUGAGAGAUGGGAAAGUGAAUACAUGUUUGUGCUUAAUGGAGAGAAGCCGGUAUGUCUAAUUUGCUACGAGGCAGUGGCAGUGAUGAAGGAAUACAAUUUACGCCGGCACUUUGAGACCAAACACGGAGCCAAAUAUGCUAGCUUUAGCCACCAAGAAAAGCAACAAAAGGUCAAAGAGUUAAAAGGCAGCCUGCAUUCUCAACGGAAUAUUUUUUCAAAGAUGACAGCAAAAAAUGAUGCAGCAGUGAAAGCCAGCUUUCUUGUGGCUGAAGAAAUUGCGCGAGCUUCCAAGUGCUUUUCAGAAGGUGAAUUUGUAAAGCAGUGUAUUCUGAAGGUAUGUGAACAGGUGUGCCCUGAGCAGAGACAAGCUUUUAACAAUAUCAGCUUAUCAAGAAACACUAUCAAAGACCGAGUCAGGGACCUAGCGUGGAAUCUUACAACACAGCUGGCUGAAGAAUCAUGCAGUUAUCUGGCGUUUUCAUUAGCUAUUGACGAAAGCACUGACAAUAUGGAUACGGCUCAUCUAGCCAUUUUUGUAAGAGGUGUGAAGGAAGACUUGUCUGUCAGUGAGGAGCUCUUACAUGUGGUAGCCAUGAAAGGAACAACAACUGGAAGGGAUAUCUUUAUUGCAGUGGAGGAAUCCGUAAAUAAAAUGAAGUUACCUUGGGAAAAGAUGGUGGGGUUUACUACAGAUGGUGCACCUGCAAUGUGUGGGGAGAAAACUGGCUUGGUUGGACUGAUAAAAGAGAAGAUGAAAAAGAUUAACAGCCAAAUGCCACUGAUAACGUACCACUGUAUUAUACACCAAGAAGCUCUGUAUGGCAAGGUUCUGUAACUGGAUAACAUAAUGUACACAGUCACGAAAACAGUGAACUUUCUUUGUGCCAGGGGUCUGAAUCACCGUCAGUUCCAACAAUUGUUGAUUGAUUGAUCUUUUUGCAAAAUAAGGCCCCGUACACACGAGAGGAUCCAUCCGCUGGAAUUGAUCCGCGGACCGGCUCCAG